AUGAUAACAGGCUUAGGUUUGAGUGGUUCCAAACCAAUUGAGACUCCCCUGGAAUUCAAUCAAAAGCUUACAACAAAGGAACUUGAUGAAGUUACUGGAACCACAAAAGAUGAGCUGUUGGAAGACGAACCUAAAGAAUCUCAUUGGGAAGCAGCUUUAAGAGUAGUGAAAUAUGUGAAGAUGACACCUGGAAUGGGUGUAUUAAUGAGUAGUAAAAAGAGCAACACAUUGAUAGCAUUCUGUGAUGUUGAUUGGGCAUCAUACCCAAACACCAGGAAGUCAAUUAUAGGCUUCAGAGUGAAGCAUGGUGAGUCACUCAUUGCCUGGAAAUCAAAGAAGCAAACUACAGUAUCAAGAAGCUCAGCAGAAUCAUAG
Messenger RNA from Nicotiana tabacum (common tobacco), 375 nucleotides. Lineage: Eukaryota; Viridiplantae; Streptophyta; Magnoliopsida; Solanales; Solanaceae. The record is from RefSeq and is a predicted model, not a curated record.